CUCAGGUGAAUAUAUGUUUUAAAUGCAGGGGGAGGGGGUGGCUUUUGUUCUGCAGAAAAAGGGGGCUUGUUCCUCGCAGAUCGUCCUUCCAUUUUAACCAGGGGUGUGAGUGCGAACAAGGGGUUGACAUUGGAGCCUGCGAUGGGAGGAGAGGAGGGGAGACUGGAGAGUCGCCAGUCCUGCACUACCGAUCAAUGAGGCAACAUCACCCGUUCAGAACGCAAGGGACGCGCACGUUAUCCACCACCGAGAAGCCCGAUAUAUAAACUCUCAACAACCGGCUAAACUGGAAGAGAGCUACUGAGGAUUCUCUGAAGGAAUUACAAAGAGAUAAAUGUUACAGCGAAUGAACUGUCAUCUUCAUUGCCAUAGGACGACCUUGUUUGCUUUUGCAUUUGUAUUCUUAUUAUUAGAAAACUCACCAGCGCUUUUGACAAAACUUGAAUGCACCUUUUCUAAGUGCACUUAAACGUUGGUAAACUAGAGGGCCGCCUGAACGACAGACAGACACUUAUCAAUAAUCAUUCAUCAUUGUUAUCAAUGAUCAUUUUCAGUUUAGCAUUUCACUGUCAAGGUUGACGAUAAUUCGUGAGCGUCCGUCUUUUCAAAACAGGCUAUGGACAUUUAUUUGACGUGAAAUGUAGCCCAUUUUUUACAACGACAAAAAUAUAACCACGUCCUCCAGCCUUGGUCGUUUGGGAUUUUAAUGAAGUCUUUGAAGAGCGAGGAUUGCAACCGAAACCAGUGUUUCACAAAGCCUAUCUUUACCAAAUAACCUCGAUUUUGAAACACUGCAAGCCCUGUCAGCUGCAUUUAUCGAAGGAACAAUCAACACAAUCAACAUGCGACGCCUCCCAUCCCAGUUGAGCUAUCUGUUCCUACACUUCUUUGCAUUCUGCUACUAUGCUCAGGUAACCAAUCAGUCCUCGCCUAAUUUCACGCAGCAUGUAAGCGAACAGAGCAAGGUGACGGACCGUGUGAGCCGCAGGUUAAUUCGGACCUACCAGCUUUACAGCCGAACCAGCGGGAAGCACGUGCAGGUUCUGCCCAACAAGAAGAUCAACGCCAUGGCAGACGAUGGAGACGUAUACGCCAAACUCGUCGUAGAGACGGACACGUUUGGAAGUCGCGUGCGGAUCAAAGGAGCAGAGACAGGACUCUACAUCUGCAUGAACAAGAGGGGGAAGCUGGUCGGAAAGAGAAAUGGGCAAGGCCACGACUGCAUCUUCUCAGAGAUUGUCCUGGAGAAUAACUACACGGCGCUGAGGAACGCACGCUACGAGGGCUGGUACAUGGGUUUCACCAGACGUGGACGUCCCCGGAAAGGCUCGCGAACGCGGCAACACCAACGCGAGGUCCAUUUUAUGAAACGAUUGCCUCUGGGAUCCCAUCCCACCCAUCCGGCCCAGCACAAGCCCUUUGACUUCGUCCACUACCCCUUCAGCCCCAGGACUAAACGCACACGCUUCUCAGCCGGACGCUGAGGGGGGUCAGAGAGGGAGGAAAAGAGGCGGAGGAAAAAAACACUGACUGAAGCUGAAAUGAACUCCUCUGUCCAAAACCUCUAGAGACAUUUGUUUUUGUACUGAACAUUACUAUACCUAACAUGUAGUUUUUACAAUUUUUUUCAGAAAGUAAAGAAAACAGAAACAAAUAAGAAGUCUAUUUUUGUACUUGAGACUUUUAGUACUGACCUGUGUUAAGUUGUUUCUAGAUGCACAUAACUCAUCGGACAUUUGGGGUGCUGACCUCUCUCCGUAGCGAGUGGACUUUUUAUCAUCUCUGUAUUUUAGGUUGUGUUUUUACUUUUGUUUGACGGUUCAGAGUUGUUUGGACUCACACUUGCUGCUCCAAGAGACUUGAAGGGCCCUGAUCGACCGCACUGCCAGAAUACGCUGUGUUCAGCGACACAUACAGU
Molecule: messenger RNA, 1918 nt
Organism: Oncorhynchus keta (chum salmon)
Lineage: Eukaryota; Metazoa; Chordata; Actinopteri; Salmoniformes; Salmonidae
Product: fibroblast growth factor 8-like
Exons: 5
Coding region: 843-1484 (213 amino acids)
Biological process (GO): fibroblast growth factor receptor signaling pathway; dorsal/ventral pattern formation; regulation of cell migration
Cellular component (GO): cytoplasm
Molecular function (GO): type 2 fibroblast growth factor receptor binding; growth factor activity; type 1 fibroblast growth factor receptor binding
Source: RefSeq, a predicted model, not a curated record